UAUUCACAGGGCCGGUUCCCUGCUGUCAGCACCUGUCUCAUCUCACGGAUUCCUUCCCGGUGCUGUGGACGGAGCUGCUCAGGGCCUCAGAUCCGGGCCAUCCUCCUCCUCCUCUCCCCCUUUUGUUAGGGCUCCUGGCCUUUUCUCUCAGGAAAGCCAGGGUCCAGUCUCCAUUCACAGAGAGGGAGUGCCCUCUAGUGCCAGGGAGAGCGAAGGCCGAGGAGGCAGCAGCUGGAGAAGGAAGGCAGGUCCAGAGGCCAGGCCUGAAAGGGAGGCACUGCCAGCCAAUGAGGGGUGAGCCGGCUGCAGCCUGACCUGUGAGUCUGGGACAGCAAAGGACCCACAGUUUCUCAGCAGGAUAAUUGGGAGAAAAGUUGGUGUUUUGGUUGACAUCUCAGGGAAUCGAUAUUUCAUUUGGAUUGAGCCUGAGUAAACAAUUCAUUUCUGCCGGACACAGCAAGAAAAUAUUCCUGCAGCUGGAAAGGACCGUAAUAAUCCCGGAGUUUAGCCUCUUGGGCUCUCGUUGAGAAUCUCCACCAUCAGAAACUCAAGAAGACUGUGGAGAGGUUCCAGGGAGAGGCUCUGGAGUCAGACAGGUCUGUGCCUUCGGUUUGGGUAACUUUGGGCAAGUGACUGUAGCUCUCUGAGGCCCAGGUUCCUGAUGAUAAGUACAGGUGUCAUAGCGCAUUGUGAAGAUACCUAACGAAAUAACUGUGAGGUCCUCAGCAAAUACUCGGAAUGUAGGCUGUGAUCAGUAAGUGGCAGCUGCUCUUAUUGUUACUAUUCUCACCCAAGAAGUUAGGUGAGGGACUUCCCUGGUGGCCCAGUGGUUAAGACUCCACACUUCCACUGCAGGGGCUGAGGGUUUGAUCCCUGGUUGGGGAACUAAGAUCCCAUGAGCCACGUGGUGCAGCCAAAAAAAACAAAGGAAAAAAAAGAAGUUAGGUGAGCAUCUGUCAGGGAUCUUUGUGAACUGGAUGACUUAACAUACCUCUGACUCAAAUAGUGCUGGGGUUGAAGCCCAUGCCUGCCCCUAUUGUAUUUCAUUCCUUCUGGGCCUCAGUGUUCUCACUAUAAAAAUGGGGUUACAAAUAUCUCAUGGGAAUUUUAUAAGAAUUCAAUAUAAAAUUGCAGCGCUAGAUGUAAAAAUAUAUCUACACAGGGUUUAUUCUUAAUAGCUACUCAAGGAUUUUAGAAAUUAUUAUCUACAGUGGAAGGGCUUAGAUGAGACACAGGCCUCCUAGGAGGGACCAGAGGUUUUCAGGAUAACAGGAGGCUAGUGAGGGUGGUGGCUUGACAGAGGUGUUCACACCCUCACCUUUACUGUGCACCGGCUGAGGGUCAGUCCGUGCUGGGUACCCUUAGAAGCCUCGCCAGGUGCCGGCCCCAGGAGGUGCACAGUUUGGCAGGGGGGCAGACUGAGGCCACGCAAUGAGGUGGGUGCCCUGUUUGAAUGGUGAAGGUGGUCAGCUACCUGUUAGUGUCUCUCCCAGAGCGGUGGUGCAUACUCUCCCUGUCGGCGACCUAGGUGACCUAGGACCACACGAGGAUGCUGCUGUGGCUUCUUGUCGUCUCUGCUCUGGAUCUUGGGGUCUGGGGGGAUUCCCUACAGUUGUUCUGGAAUGAAACCCGAGCCAGAGGGCUGUCAGAGGAGCUUCUGGACCCAUUUGGUGGCAUCUCGCAGCUCAUUCACAAGAGUCGCAAUGGAGUGGGGGGCGAGAUCUCUGACCUGCAGGGACCAGCUGACCCGGCCUGUAGCCUAUGUCAUCCUGGACCAGGUCACGGGAAGAGAGUGUCAGGAGCAGAAAGUGUGCAGCCAGAAGUUGCGGGGCCUGCAGUCCCACUCGGUCUACAGCAAAGGCUGGUGCGAUGUGGCCUACAACUUCCUGGUUGGGGACGAUGGCAAGGUGUAUGAAGGUGUCGGCUGGAACGUCCAAGGCAUGCACACCCGGGGCUACAACAACGUCUCCCUGGGCCUCGCCUUCUUUGGCAAUAAGCUAGGCAGCAGUCCCAGCCCUGCUGCCUUAUCAGCUGCAGAGGACCUGAUUCUCUAUGCCAUAAAGAAGGGUCACCUGUCACCUAGGUAUAUUCAGCCACUUCUCUUGAAAGAAGAGAGCUGCCUGGUCCCUCAACAGCCACUGACGCCCAGGAAAGCUUGCCCCAACAUCAUCACAAGGUCAGCUUGGAAAGCCAGACAGACACACUGCCGUGCAAUGAAACUCCCAGCCAAAUAUGUCAUCAUCAUUCACACCGUUGGGGCAACCUGCAACAUAUCCAUGGACUGCCAGAUCCGCAUCCGAGAUAUACAGUCCUAUCACAUGGACACACAGGACUUCUGUGACAUCGCAUAUCACUUCCUGGUGGGCCAGGAUGGUGGUGUGUAUGAAGGAGUUGGCUGGCAUAUCGAAGGCUCUCACACUUACGGAUACAAUGAUAUUGCCCUAGGAAUUGCCUUCAUAGGCAACUUUGUAGAAAAGCCACCCAAUGCUGCAGCGCUGGAGGCUGCCCAGAACCUGAUCCAGUGUUCCGUGGCCAAGGGGCACCUGGCUCCCAACUACCUGCUGGUGGGACACAGUGAUGUGUCCAACGUUCUGUCUCCUGGGAGGGCUUUGUACAACAUCAUUAAGACUUGGCCUCAUUUCAGACACUGAGGGAGCCCCUGCUCCUUCCAAGACCACCCGCCUCCCCAACCCCAACUUUGGGCCCUCCCCUUCCUCACCCUCCAUCCUGGCUCAACACCUUGUGUCCCCCCCCCCCCCACCAGUCCCAUCCUGUCCCUCUGUCUCAGGUUAGUAAGAUCAUUUCCUGCCAGCAUCCUCCAGCGUCCCUCAAACCCCGCAGGGGGGCAUUCCCAGCCCUCGGAGUCUGGGCCCAGCCUUCCUCCCUCCUCACCUUCCUCUCCCUGGCACCCACCUCCUCAGCCAGGUGAGGCUUCUCUUCCCUUUGUACACGCCCCUCUCCUGGUGUGCCUUCCCCUGCUGUCUGCCCGGCAGCCUCCAGCCUCACACGUGACCCAGGUUGACGUCCCAGUCCCUCCUCUCUGUGCACACACUGACUUGUCCAUAUUUGGAUGCGGCCCUUAUUUCAGGGUGGCAAUUGUUUGUGGACAUGUCUGUUCUCUCUACUGGAUUGUGAGGUUGUCCAGUUUUGUUCAUGUCUGUGUCCUCAGUCUUUCAGCAGUGUCUGCAUUCCAGUAGGUGCUACAGAUGUUUGUUGGAAAAAUAGAUGAAUAAAUGAACAAACUGACCAAGUCCCUGCUCCCUUUUCCAAUUUGCCCAGAUCCCCUUUUGGGGAAACUUUGCUGAAUGGUCCCUCAUCCCAUCAGCAUUCUCUCUGUUCUGUUCCCUCCCAGUCUGAGGCUCCGAGCUGGCUCUGAUCGCUUGUCUGUAAUGGUUGCUGUGCCUCCGGGUUCCCACGUCCCCAUCCUCCCAGAGCUCCCUGAGGGCAGGGGCUGUGUCCACACAGUGCCGUUUCCUGUACUUGCCUGGCUGGGCCCACUGGGCGUUCAGCUGAGCGAGGACCCGGAGCCUGGUGGCUCUGCAGCCCUCCUCGCCUGGACUCCUCCUGCCCAGAGUGAAGCCCUGUCCUCUCAGACGGGGGAGACAACCUACUGCUGUUUACUAGAAGAACGUGAGCUGGCUCUUGUUUUUCCUGAUCUGAAAACAAGGGGAGGGGGAAGAAAGGGAGGGAUAAAUAGAAGGAGUCAGAAACAUGGACCCCCCCCCCACCCCAUACCUUUGGUCUUCACAUUUUGUCUUUGCUUUUAGAGUGUUUCACAUCUCUUAGAACAAGGCGGGUUCUGACAGCCUCACAUUAUUACAGUCGUGUGUGCUUUUCAAAGACUGUCCUUCUGAUCUCGCUGGAUUCACUCUGUCCUCAGGCCACCUGGGCACGCAAGCAGGGGAAGGAAUGGUUUAGAGAGUCAGGUAGGCCUGACUCAAUGCCCCAUCUUGAUUUACAGAGCCAGGAGGAAGGGGGAGGCAGACCCUCUGGGAUGGGAGUCCCUGGACCAGAAGCUCUGGCCAACCCAUUCUUCCUUAGGGGUGGGGGUUGGGCACAGACUUUCCAGCAAAAACCUCCCCAACUUGCUGCAGUGUGUUUCCCCUUCUCUUACGGCAUCCAGGGUGAGUUUAACAGCCCUUCCUGCAGGGAGCAGCCAAAGGGGUGGAUGUGAGAUGAUGAGAAACAGUUUCAUCAAAAGAGCUGCCUUUCAGCUCUGUUGGCCUUCCUCACCACCCUCCAAAGCAGAGGGUCUCCUGCUUUUGAUUUGAAGCACAUUCCCAGCCUCAGGGUCUCACUGGCCUCCCCGACCUCCGCCCCAGCAGGCUUUCCCCAGGGGCUGUAGACUCCCCCAUCUCCAUCAGCGCUCAUCAAGGACCCCUCAAAUCAGCAUUAUUGCAGGGUUUGGUUUAUUGUCUUCUCAAAAUUGUUUACUUUUAUUGGGCUUAAAUAUACCAUGUGAGUGAAAUCAGAGCACUCAAUGGGCAAAUGCUUUUUCAAGGUAAAUCCUGAGGCAGCCCAUUCCAUGCAGUUGCCUCUUCUGCGUCCUUCAUAUGGAGACAUUCUUCCCAGUUCCGCUUUAAUCAUUUAAAGUGGGGUUCAUACCAACAUCCCCCCGCUGAGGGUAGCUGUGAGGACUAAGUGAAUUGAGAGUCUUAGAACUCAUGAUUGGGGUAUAAUGUAGUCCCAUUAAAGUGAGUGUCGGUAUCCUGAUUCUCUGUUGUGGUUGCUGCAAUCUGUUACUGCUGUUUGACUCUGGAAGGAGGGAGAUGCCGUUGUGGGCACCAGCCUCAGCUGCCUGGGGAGCUUGGUGCAGGCUGGUGGGAGCAGGGCAGAGCCGGACGCCCCACAGGCCGGGCACACGUGAAGGAGCCCUUGGUGAAGGAGGGACACAGCUCCUUCCUGGCUCUGGACUCUCGGGGCUGGGGGGCCUCUCAGCUCAUCUUGAUGGCUGUUUUUCACAACUGUGAGCUGGGGGGAAAAAAAAAAAGAAGAUGCCACACAAACUUUUCUUUGAUUCUAGAAUAGAAUACUAAUCUGGUUAAAGCCUAUUUUCCAGAAAAUUGAACCCAAAGAGGGCAGAUGACCUGUUGAAGUUCACUCAGUGAGUUAGAUAAAGGAGGACUCCUCGAUGCUGAGUACAGCCCUGUUCUAGGACCCCUCCAGUCAAAAUCAUAUAUGACCCCUCCUUUCCGAUGAGGUGAAGUAAGACAUCUUAGCAUUGCACUUAGGGCCUUCUGCAAUCACUCCAAUCUAUCCUUUGGACGAGCCCCAGGGGGCAAUUUUCGGGUUCUCCUACCGGGCUGGCACAUCUGGAGGACUUUGUCCACCCCUUGUCCUUGCCCUCCUCCUGACCUCCCCAGUUCCAGCAGGUUUCCAGACUUAUCAAGACCAGUACUGCCAGAGGCCUCCUGCUUCUCCAGACCAGCGAGGACAUCUCCCUCCCUGGGUGCUGAGGGCCUCUGUCUGGGCCUCGUGCUGGCUCAUCACUGCUCCCCUCCCCUCUCCCUUCUGACCUGGAUUCCCGAGACUGUGCCUGCACCUCCCUAGUCUCUGUAUUGCCUGGGCCUGAUGCACCAGGGUGGGGGGGCCACCUACGCGUCUGUGGAAUGGAAGGGGUAGAGCUCCGCCCGGGCAGGGCAGGGCGAGCAGAGACAGCUCUUCCCCUGGCUGGUCUAGGAGGUUUGUCACAGAGUGGAAAAUCCCAGUGUCUGUUUGCUGCCUGGAACGCACCCACUCUUGUAGCACAUCAGAUGCCUCAGGUUAAUUCCAUCUUAAUCCCCGGCCAUCUGUUGCUCCCACACUCCGGUGGCCUCCCCAUCGGUGUGAGAUUUGGGGCAAGAGACUUCUCCAGCACCAAUGCUCCCCCCAACCCUUGGAGGCUUCUGUGACCACCUCCCUGUGGGGGCCUCGGAGGCUGCUCCCUCCCUGCUGGCAUUUUAGGAAAAGCACUCUCCUCGAGGUUCCUGCCCACCCUCUCCCUGUGCUCCCUGGCUCUUCCUCUGUCUCUUUGGCUUCUUUCUUCCCACACCUGGGUGUCUUUCUCCAGUGCCUGUCUCUGUCUCCCUCCCACCUCUUUGCCUCUCUCUCUCUUUCAUGCUUUUUCUCACGCUGCCUCCCUCUCCACCUCUCAAUGCUUCUCCUUUUAUCUCUGUCGGUCUUUCUGCUUCUGUGUCUCUCUCUGCUUUGCCCUUUUUCUUUUGCUCUCAACCAUGUCUAAGGCCAUGGUAGCGAAGAAGAGAUGAUGGAUCAGGGAGCCUUAGUACUGUAGACUCUACCUCCCAUCAAGCCCUACCCUGCCCCAGGGCUGCCAGGAGUGCCGGGGAGUGGAAGGAAGGGGUGGAAGGCCAGGGUGGGGUGGCUGUGGGGAAGGUACAACUUUUCCAAAAGCUUAGAGCCACACAGAAUGGACAAGUGUGUUUCUGGCCCAGCAGGUUCUACCAGGCCAGCUGAUUGAGGACAGGGCCUUCAUUAGAGGAGCUGGCUCUGGGUGAGGAAGGUGUUAUUAGCUGGGAGGAGUGGUGGGUGGG
Hippopotamus amphibius kiboko is the source of this 6530-nucleotide messenger RNA. Its product is annotated as peptidoglycan recognition protein 3-like. The record is from RefSeq and is a predicted model, not a curated record. Gene Ontology annotation, molecular function: zinc ion binding; N-acetylmuramoyl-L-alanine amidase activity. NCBI's taxonomy places the organism in Eukaryota, Metazoa, Chordata, Mammalia, Artiodactyla, Hippopotamidae. The transcript is spliced from 9 exons. Bases 1623 to 2651 code for a protein of 342 amino acids. Gene Ontology annotation, biological process: peptidoglycan catabolic process.